AUGGCCUGGGCACAGCCGAGGGCCGAGGGUGGAGCUGGGCUCCAAAACGCCGCGGUGGCGGGGUACAAUGGUCGCCGGUCAGCCUUACAGAUCCGACGGGUACAAGAGCUGUGCCUAGGUGUAACAAGUGCCAUGGGCCGAAGCCCGAGCGAGCUCAUCACUGUCGCGUAUGCAAAUCUUGUAUCCUCAAAUAUGACCAUCAUUGUCCAGUAG
This is a messenger RNA of Rhizoctonia solani, 213 nucleotides long. RefSeq lists its product as uncharacterized. Bases 1 to 213 code for a protein of 70 amino acids. The record is from RefSeq and is a predicted model, not a curated record. The transcript has 4 exons. NCBI's taxonomy places the organism in Eukaryota, Fungi, Basidiomycota, Agaricomycetes, Cantharellales, Ceratobasidiaceae.